GCCCACAAUGACACACACCUAAUUUUGGCCCUUUUUCUUCUCGCUGCUCUGCGUGUCCCCUGACCAUUCCUGGUAGAAGACUCUCGCUAUCUGCCUAUAAAAGCUACUGCUCGCUCCCUUUUUCUUCACUAAAGUUUUCAGUCGAGUUUGGUGGGAAAGAAUGAAAGCUUGUAAUCACAAUAGUGCUCUGAAAACAUCCCAGUAGCGUUACAGCUACAUCCCCCCGUCAUAGACGUUACAUUUGGGCCUGACGCUGUUCUUUCGAAGCCUGAGAAAGACAUCCGCGAUGGCCUUCGCUGCAACAGCUCGGAAGCCGGCAAUGUCCGCUACCCUGCUGCUGCUGCUGCUGCUGCUGGUGGUGUUUAAUCUGUUAGUUUUCAUUCCGAGUACACCCGCCGCUACUAUCCCAGCAGUGACACCCAGAAACGAGACCUGCAUGACAAGAUGGCUGAGGGAGGCUACAAUCGACGGCAGCUUUACAAGUACAGACGUACAGCAAGUGGAGAGAGUUGUGAAGAAGCUGAAUCCAGCUCUCGACGAGGCAACUAUAAAGCACACAGAUCGUGACAUAUUGGACUUUGUGCUGUCCGGCAAUCGACAAGCAGUGGAUUUCCUCUAUCGCUGCCUGGGUAACCAUGGUGAUGCAGAGUGUCGGCGUUCAUCACCAUGCCAACACGCAGGACGGUGUAUGUACACUAGUGGCCAUGGCAACGGCGGACUUCCGGUAUCAGGGUAUAGAUGUGUCUGUGCUAGCGGGUUUGCUGGAGAAUAUUGUCAGCGUGCUGCAAGUCAGUGUUCAUCAUCACCGUGUGAUCAUGGUGGUACCUGCGAGGAGACCGGUGAUGCAUACACAUGCCAGUGUUCCCCGUUCUUCACUGGACGCCAUUGUGAAACACGUUGGUUGUCAUCACAAGUUCUGUCUAACAUGACAUCCACACUGUCCAAGCUAUCCAGAGCAACGGAGCGUCUUCAGGAAAAGAGCGAGAGAUCCGCACAAAGGGCAUCCGACGAGAUCUCGGCAUUCCUCACACGGAUCCAAGAUAGAGUUGAUGCCAUGGAUGAGAACUUUCAAGACCUGCAGAACAACAUGAGCAGAGUGUUGCAGACUGAAGGCCAGCAGUGCAAUCGAUUCUCACUUGGAUACAAGUAUCAAGCUGUUCAUAACGCCAACCGCGGCAAUUUUGAACAAAUUUCAUCGAUGACGUUCAACAAGAAGCAGCAGCAGAGUCUUCUACGCAUUACCUUCUCCAGCAAUAUUGGUGUAAAAGGCAGAAACAAAGGAGCGAGGUGGUUUGUGAGGUUCGAUGGAAACGAGUGCACUCAGCCAGAAAAGCUUGAUAUUUUUGCAUACAGGCAGAUGAGUACCACUUUGUAUAUUCCUAGCGUGCUGACUGGAGUAUGCAGCGCUACAAGCGCAGGUACUAUUGGAAAAGGACACCAUGAAAUUUCAGUGCAUGUCGGUAAACGCUUAAAGGUCGCAGGAGCUGGAGUAAGGUCUGGGUAUGGAUCUCUGGGAUAUUUUGAAGUUGUUGAGAUUUGCCCGCCAUACUGACAAGUUCAUCUCUUUUGGCUGAUAUGUAGUUCGUUUCAGAAGGUUAUCUUUCCUUCUCUCUCUCUCGAUCUCUGUAUCCCGCUCUCUCUCUCUCUCUCUCUCUCUCUCUCUCUCUCUCUCUCUCUCUCUCUCUCUCUCUCUCUCUCUCUCUCUCUCUCUCUCUCUCUCUCUCUCUCUCUCUCUCUCUCUCUCUCUCUCUCUCUCUCUCUCUCUCUCUCUCUCUCUCUCUCUCUCUCUCUCUCUCUCUCUCUCUCUCUCUCUCUCUCUCUCUCUCUAUCUAUCUAUCUAUCUAUCUAUCUAUCUCUAUCUAUCUAUCUAUCUAUCUAUCUCUCUCUUUCGCUCUCUCUCCUGUUCCCUCGCUCUCAUGUCUCUGUCUUUCAAUUUCACCCCGAGGCUCUCCCUGUGUGUCUGUCUUUGUGAAUUUGAUGCAUUUACUGACUAUUGCUGAGCAUGCCGUACAUAAAUAACACUAUCCUUUUCAUAAACCUUUUUAUAGACCAUGGAAUUUAGCAUUUCCUUUGAUCUGAGCAAAAUACAUUCAUCUAUCUGUUGUGCCUGCGAAAAAUGUCCGCUACGUACAUUUA
Messenger RNA from Sycon ciliatum, 2136 nucleotides. RefSeq lists its product as uncharacterized. The record is from RefSeq and is a predicted model, not a curated record. The coding region runs from base 287 to 1552 and encodes 421 amino acids. Lineage: Eukaryota; Metazoa; Porifera; Calcarea; Leucosolenida; Sycettidae. The transcript is spliced from 6 exons.